GACUGAAAGGGAAAAGAGAAGGGGUGCUGGGCCUCGCGGGCGAACCUGCGCUGAGGGCAGCUGGGCGGUUCCGCGGGGCAGUGUCCGGGGAGCUGCGGGGCCCGGGCGCCCGGGGUGCACGCCACAGCUCCGGGAGGUGCCUGAGCCAGCGAGCCGGCGAGGAGCAGCGGCCAGUGAGACCCCGCGGGCCGGGACCAUGGGCUGCUUCUUCUCCAAGAGGCGGAAGGCUGAGAAGGAGUCGCAGCCCGAGGGCGAGGAGGAGCGGCCGAAGCAGUACAGCUGGGACCAGCGCGAGAAGGUUGAUCCGAAAGACUACAUGUUCAGUGGACUGAAAGAUGAAACAGUAGGUCGCUUACCUGGGAAAGUGGCAGGACAACAGUUUCUCAUUCAAGACUGUGAGAACUGUAGCAUCUAUAUUUUUGAUCACUCUGCUACCGUUACUAUCGAUGACUGUACUAACUGUGUCAUUUUUCUGGGACCCGUGAAAGGCAGUGUGUUUUUCCGGAAUUGCAGAGAUUGCAAGUGUGCGUUAGCCUGCCAACAGUUCCGUGUGCGGGACUGCAGAAAGCUGGAGGUCUUUUUGUGCUGUGCCACGCAGCCCAUUAUUGAGUCUUCCACAAAUAUCAAGUUCGCCUGUUUUCAGUGGUACUACCCUGAAUUAGCUUUCCAGUUCAAAGAUGCAGGGCUAAGUAUCUUCAAUAACACCUGGAGUAACAUUCAUGACUUUACACCCGUGUCAGGAGAACUCAACUGGAGCCUUCUUUCAGAAGAUACGGUCGUCCAGGACCAUAUUCCUCUACCUACUACCGAAGAGCUCAAAACUGUCCGCGUUUCCACAGAAGCCAAUAGAAGUAUCGUUCCAGUAUCCCGGGGUCAGAGACAGAAGAGCAGUGAUGAAUCAUGUUUAGUGGUAUUAUUUGCUGGUGAUUAUACUAUCGCAAAUGCCAGGAAACUAAUUGAUGAGAUGGUUGGUAAAGGCUUUUUCCUAGUUCAGACAAAGGAGGUGUCAAUGAAAGCGGAGGAUGCGCAAAGGGUUUUUCGGGACAAAGCACCUGACUUCCUUCCUCUUCUGAGCAAAGGUCCUGUAAUUGCCUUGGAGUUCAAUGGAGAUGGUGCUGUAGAAGGAUGUCAACUUAUUGUCAACGAGACAUUCAAUGGGACCAAGAUGUUUGUAUCAGAAAGCAAGGAGACGGCGCCUGGGGAUGUAGACAGCUUCUACAACUUUGCCGAUAUACAGAUGGGAAUAUGAAGUUCAGUAUGGAACCAAGGACUUGGUAUUAAGCCCUUUUCAAUUUGUGUGUUAGCAAUGGUUUUUCACUGAUGCUUAAAUUGUUAAAAUCAUUUUAAAAAUCAAUUGCUGAAUACAGCAUCAUUUACUCGUGGUUCAAAAAGAGUUCAUUUUCAAUUAAGUACUUUUAAUCAGCUUCAAAACUGUUUAACCCAGUUCAGUGAGCUUGUAGUUAUGUUUCUCUGCAUGUGAUACUGUUAUUAGAAAAUAGAAGUGGCUAACAGUUCAUGAUUUUAAUCCUAAUUAAACGUUCUUUCAGAUCUCUAAUUUACCCUUUCCUCAGUACACCAUAUUUGUUCAAGAAUACAUUCCAUUGCUUCUUUUCUUUUUUAAUUUAGAACGAUUCAUUACUGGUUGAUCAACUAGAAUGAACCUAUGGGCAUUUUUUUUUUCGUGUAUACAUAUCCAGUUGAAUAUUAGCCUCCUAGUCACAUAAUAUAGCAAAUGAGAUUUUGUAUACAGACUUGGUGUAAUACUUUGUAAAUUGAAUUUUUUUUAAUGAAUAGGUAUUUGCUAACCAGUUUUGCAAGUAACUCUACUAACUGAUGUUGGUAUAGCUGUUUAAAGACUACUUUGUGAGUAGUAUAAUCAUUUGAAUAAAUUCCACAUUGUUUAGUUUUUGAAUACAGCUGCUAUAGACGACUUCUGCUUCCUGGUAAGAAAAGGUAUAUGAAACACUAAAACUGUAGAAGCCUACCCACAAAGGUGAUCAUUGUUAUAUUGGCUCUUAAUGAGCUAUUAAAAUUAGAACAAAACCUUGCAACAUUUAGGUAGGAAAUACUUAAGCAUGAUGAUAAGCUAUGCAGAUUAUUAAAAAGCUAGAUAAAUUUGAUUUUCAUUAGAUAGGCCACUCAUAUCAAGCAACGUUCAAGUAUAAUCAAAUUAUUUUGGUUGCUUUAAAGCAUGAUUUUCCAAAUCAACCUGACUGUAAUAAUUUACCAGGAGGCAGGGGAGAGCUACUUGCUUAAAACUCCACAUGCUUGGACCCAAUCCUUAGGUGCACUGAUAGAGUGUCCAGGGGAAAUUCUGUUUUAAGGGGUGGGUUGUAAUGUAAAGUAAUCAGGUCAGAAGAUGUUGAUAGGUUGAUCUUGUGAGAAGGGACUGAAUCUGUUAUCUCCAUACACCACACACAGCAGCUAAUAGGAAAUUAGCUUUCAUAGGUCUAUUUUUAAAAGGAACCUUAAAUUUAAUUCUAUUUUGAUAAAACUAAGGCUGAAAAUAGUCACUUGUGAAAAUUCCUCUUAGGACUGUUACUAAAAAUGUAUUUUCAUGUCUCAACUGUUUUUGGAUAUUUUCAGAUCAAUUUAUAACUACAUUGAAUUGUGUGUUGAUGUUCAGAAAUAAUACAUUCAAAGACUUUUCACUUUAAAUUAGUAAGUAAUAUUGCCCACCUAACCUGUGCCUCACCUUGUAUUAGCAUUGUAUCAUUUCAGCCUUUUACAAGAGCAUUCUAGACUACGUAAUCAACCUCUCCUUUAAAUCAAAAAUGAUUUCAUGAGAUGCAAGUAAAAAUUGGUGACAGAUUUAAUAUAAUUUUGAUCAUAAUUUACAAAUGAGCUUUGUCAAGUAGUGGUGAGAGGGCAUUAAUUUUUCUCAUAGUUAAGCUAAAUUAAACAUUCUUUCUGAUCAUAAUUACAUUAAAUCCCAUUGUUCACAGUUUAAAAAAAUCUCAAUACUUUUUGUUUUUCAGAAAUAUAGUACAAAAUUAUGCAAUAUUGUAAAUUGAGUUCUUUAUUUUAUCUAUGGUAUUUUAGCAAAAACUCAGGAAUAUUACAUAUAAGGGAGAUGCUAAUUUUAAAAUGUCCACUAAGUUUAGUAUCUAUUAACCAAAGCCUAAAAUUUUAUACUCUUCAGUUAGGUUAAGAGCUUUUACCCAAGUUUAAUUUGUCUUUUAGGACAGUUCUUUGGCUUCUGAAUGUUUGUAAGGAUUUUUUUUUUCGAAUAAGUAGCGCUACCGUGUUUCUGUCAUUCUAAACCUUGAUUGUAUUCUGCAUUUCAUUUCUGAAUAGCCUUUGAAUUCAUGAAAAAGUAUUAGCAAUGAAAAUUUAGCAAUUUGAUUAAGUUACACGUUUAUUAGACAUUAUAUUAGCUUAUUUCUCUUGUGUUAAUAGUACUGCUGUUUUUGCUUCUAUAUAUUUAUGUCUAGCUUUUGUAUGUAAUUUAUCUAGUGUUUAUAAAACGUGAUUUGUAAUAAAUAUUGUUAAAAUGAAAA
Molecule: messenger RNA, 3500 nt
Organism: Camelus dromedarius (Arabian camel)
Lineage: Eukaryota; Metazoa; Chordata; Mammalia; Artiodactyla; Camelidae
Gene: RP2
Product: RP2 activator of ARL3 GTPase
Exons: 5
Coding region: 197-1249 (350 amino acids)
Biological process (GO): post-Golgi vesicle-mediated transport
Cellular component (GO): cilium; periciliary membrane compartment
Molecular function (GO): GTPase activator activity
Source: RefSeq, a predicted model, not a curated record